CCUGACGCAACCAGCAAGUGUGUGUCUUCAGUCUUCAUUCCUUGCCACUGAUCGAACCUGAUUAUUCUGCUGUCUGAAUAAAACACGCAUAUUUUCUAGAUUGAAAAACAUAUGAUUGUUUGCUGUGGAUUAAAGACACAUUGCUUGGAAUCAAAUCGGAUAGUUUUUUUCCUCAACGCAAGACUGCGUAAUUAUAAAUUUACUUUUAUCUAAUUCAUUCAAAACGGUUGGCUAUUUAGUAUUUUUUUUAAAGACAAAAUGAAGACAAAAUUUAUCAACGGGGUGUCAUCCUCCCCUUCUAUGGCCUUGGGUUUGUUGGUCACUGAAAACGCACUUGAGGUCCAGCUAGACACUGAGGGUGAAUGCAAGGAUAUCAUCCGACCGGAUGAGCCCGACCUGGAAACGAAGCGCAAGGCGUAUUUAUGGUGCAAAGAAUUUCUCCACUGUGCAUGGAAAACGGUGACAGAAGAGGAUUUUCAAAUCAGCAUAAUAAGGGGUGGCCUCAGCAACAAGCUCUUCCUCUGCGCCCUGCCCGACACCCAAACCAGUGUAGGUGAUGAACCCCGCAACGUCCUCUUGCGUCUGUAUGGAGCUAUUCUACAGAUGUCCUGUAAUAAGGGGGAGCCCAGACAGUCAAACAAAGAAAAUCUCUUUCAAGGUGCUGAGGCCAUGGUGCUGGAGAGUGUGAUGUUUGCCAUUCUGGCAGAGCGGGAGCUUGGGCCCAAACUCUAUGGCAUCUUCCCCCAGGGCAGACUGGAGCAGUUUGUCCCUAGUCGCAAACUGGACACGGAUGAGCUGAGCGUGCCUAGCAUAUCUACUGAAAUAGCUGAGAAGAUGGCCAAGUUCCAUGGUAUGAGGAUGCCUUUCAACAAGGAGCCCAAAUGGCUGUUUGGAACAAUCGACAAGUACCUGAACCAGGUGAUGAGACUCACCUUCACCAGGGAGUCCCACAUGCUCAACUUUGCCCGUCUGAUGAGCUAUAACCUGCCCCAGGAGAUGGAGAGUCUUAAGUCUUUGCUGGACUCCACUCACUCCCCUGUUGUUUUCUGCCACAAUGACUGUCAAGAAGGAAAUGUCCUUCUCCUUAGUGGUCGUGAGGGCACUGACAGACAGAAGCUCAUGCUGAUUGACUUUGAAUACAGCAGCUACAACUACAGGGGAUUUGACAUAGGAAACCACUUUUGUGAAUGGAUGUAUGACUAUACAAAUGACAAGUUCCCAUUUUUCCAUGUCAACUCAAAGAAUUAUCCCACUAAAGCCCAACAGCUGCAUUUCAUUGGAAGCUACCUGUCAGAGACUGACCCGGGAUUUGAGAAUCUGAGCGCUGAAGAACAGAUGAAACUCAAAGAGGAGCUGUUUGUGGAAGCCAACAGGUUUGCUCUGGCUUCGCACUUCUUCUGGGGUCUGUGGUCGAUGAUCCAGGCAAGAAUCUCCACCAUUGAGUUUGGGUACAUGGAGUAUGCCAUGGCCAGGUUUGAUGCAUACUUUGAGCAGAAGCGGAGCUUGGGUGUCUAAGCGAGGGACCACAUACAGUAACAAGGAGGUGGAGGGUACAUGGAUUAACAGCGCUUAACUGAAAAUAAUGCAGACAGGCAAUCAGGGUGUAGGACCAUGCUUUAAUGGGGUGUAUGACCAUGCUUUAAUGGGGACCCUGUGCUUCGGGAAUUAAGUGCUCGCUACAGUUGGUAUCGCAUGGACCAAAGUGAAACCAUUCAUAUCUGGUUUGGUGUUGAAUUAUGCCCCAUGCAUUGCUGCUCAGUGUUUGCACAAUACUACGCUCCUAAUAUUACAUAUGCUCACAGGUUCAAGAUUAUUCUUGGCUUCUCUUUUCUUCAAAGAAUAUCAGGAAGAUUAAGACAGGGAUAAAAAUCUUCAUUCUGAAAGGAGGUGUGAGUUACAUCUCCAGGAAGUCCUUUCCUGUUUGGAAAUGUACUGGCGUAGCUAAAAAGAACAGAAGUCUCAAUGAGCCUUAAAAAUCUUUGCUUAUUGAUUAGCCAGUAAUCUCUUAUCUGUGACCCAACGGCGAUAGUACAUUUUCUGUGACAUAAGAGCAAGGUUCAAAACGUAAGCCAAAUGACUCUGUCUCAAUUUCAAUUGAUUGGUAGUUUUUUUGCAUCCAUGCUAUACAUGUCAAAUUCCUCUAAGAUGACUUGUAUAUGGAAAUAUUUGGAACUGCCAAUUAGAUGGGUGCAUCUCUGUCCAACAGCCUUUCCCACCUGCAGUACUAUAAAUAUAAUCUGCUAAAUGUGACCUGAAACACAGUACACUCUUAGACAAAAGGGUUCCAAAAGGGUUGUCCAGCUGUCCCCAUAGGAGAACCCUUUCUGUUUUUCCAGGUAGAACCCUUUCUGGUUCCAGGUAAAACCCUUUUUGGUUCCUUGUAAAACCCUAUGUAGAAAGGGUUCUAAAUGGAACCCAAAAGGGUUCUACCUUCAACCAAAAAGGGUUCUUCAAAGGAUUCUCCUAUGCGGACAGCCGAAGAACCCUUUAAGGUUCUAGAUAGCACCUUUUGUUUUGGUAACCUCACAACCCUACUCUGUACUUACCAUUUCUGGAGAUUGUGUAGAGUAAGAGUAUCAGCUCUGAAUAGGUCAUUGAAAUGGUAAUGAUAUUCAAACAGAUAUAUUAAUAAUGAAUACAUCACAGAUAGUACAUUGGAUAAGUAAGGAAAUAGCGAACAGGAAAGCUCUCGCUUUAACUCAAACAGACAAACUAUAGAGAUGCUUACUGUGUUAUUCAGCUGAAGUAAACAGUUGCAGAUUUAGUUGUGAGAAGAACUGUAAACAAGUUGUAAAAAAAAUCCUCAUGUAAAGGUUUUUAAUGUGUAUAAUGAUAUCUUUAGAAUGUGUUUGGGGACUGGAAAUGUUUACUUUACAUUUCUUAUUUUAGUGAAAAAUACAUAACUGAACUGUGAUAAUUAUUGCUGUUUUAAUAUGAAUUUGAAUUCUGUAUUUCAUCAUUCUAUUUGUUUUAUGUAAACAUGUUUAUUUAAUCUGGUUACAAUAAUAUUGAGACAAAUAUGAGCCUUCACUUUGAAAUGUCAUUGUUGCGUAGGCUACAAUGUCAGUGGCACUUCAAUCUCAUUCACCAGACACUUCUUCCCAAUGCUCAUACGCUAUUAGCCUAGGGGCGAGAUUAGUGGCACUUUCCUGACCAGUUGCAUUUUUUAAGAUAACGUUUUAAAUUUUUUUCCUGAAAUGGAAUAUGUAUUUUUCUUAAUAAGAAAGUUGUCUCUUUCCUUGUUGAAAUACGUCUCACUCCUGUUUUCUCAACACCUGCUAUAUCAUUAUUGUGUGAUUAACUACAUUCCAUUUUCAGGUAUACAUUGUGUAUAUUUGUAUAUACAUUACACCUCUCUUUAUAUUAUUUGUUUGAGACAAUAAAAUAAGAAUUGAUCCAACUGUUUUCAAAUUCAAUUGUAAUUGACAGGUACAUACAGUUUUCUGAGUAUAUCCUUGGUGUAUUUCAUGUCUUGCCAUCCAAUACAGAGAUCAAAUAAAAUGUAAUUGAUUAUCAAAACGUGAGUGAAGAAGGAACUCUACAUUUCACUGAAUAUUGUUGAUUAUGUUUAUUGUAAUCUUAUGGAUAAUUGAACUGAAUGUCCAAUUUGUACAUGCUGUGAAAGGAUCCCAACUACUUUAUUUUGUGAGUGCAAACGUUUAGCCUUGCUUACCUAUACAGAUAGCUAUGCAGAUAUACACUAAAGUAAGAAAAUAUGUACCGUAUAAAUUCUUCCCUUGUAAAUAGCAAGGGUAAAGUAAUUUGAAAAUGUACCACUAAGGCAAGUUCAGUACAUAUAUUUACUGUACCUUCUACUGCUUUGCACAAAUACUACAAUAAAGACAAAGAAAUAAAACAUG
This is a messenger RNA of Coregonus clupeaformis (lake whitefish), 3860 nucleotides long. RefSeq names its product choline kinase alpha (gene chka). Gene Ontology annotation, cellular component: cytoplasm. Lineage: Eukaryota; Metazoa; Chordata; Actinopteri; Salmoniformes; Salmonidae. The transcript is spliced from 12 exons. The record is from RefSeq and is a predicted model, not a curated record. Gene Ontology annotation, biological process: phosphatidylethanolamine biosynthetic process; CDP-choline pathway. Gene Ontology annotation, molecular function: ethanolamine kinase activity; choline kinase activity. The coding region runs from base 259 to 1515 and encodes 418 amino acids.